This is a messenger RNA of Puntigrus tetrazona (Sumatra barb), 1209 nucleotides long. RefSeq names its product SLAM family member 5-like. The record is from RefSeq and is a predicted model, not a curated record. Lineage: Eukaryota; Metazoa; Chordata; Actinopteri; Cypriniformes; Cyprinidae. The transcript is spliced from 6 exons. Bases 241 to 1137 code for a protein of 298 amino acids.
CAGGUUUCAGUUUGAGAAUCAGUAAAACGCAUCCUGUGAGACGGAAGAUGAUUUUAACUGUGAAUAUGAAUAGAACUUUUUUUUUUAUAAACCUCGUUGAGAGCAUGGAAAUAUAAAAUAGGUGGGUCUUACACAGCUGUGGGAGGAAUUGCAAACCGGAUGAAUAGGUCAGAAGUUUUCAGUAGAUGCUUUUAUUAGAUCAUACGUUUAGUGAACGUUUAGUUUAAUAAAAUAUUUCACAUGUUUUUGCUCUGUUUUUGCUGGUGGCACCUGCUCGGUGUGUUUGGUGCUGCGACAAAUGAAACGCAGUCAGUGUCAGUGACGGAGGGAGAUUCUGUCAUUCUUACCGGUAAUGCUACUGAAAUACAUGAAAACGACGACUUACUAUUGACUUUUGGAACUCUAAAGUCUCUCAUAGAUAGAAUAAAAAAACCAAAACCCAACUCCACGUAUGCUGGUACCGAUGAGAGAUUCAGAGACAGACUGAAGCUGGAUCAUCAGACUGGAUCUCUGACCAUCAUGAACAUCACAACUCAACACGCUGGAGUUUAUGAAGUACAGAUUAGUGGAAAGAAACUGUUAACAAAAGUAUUUAAUGUUUCCGUCUAUGCUCGUCUUCCUGUUCCUGUUGUCAGCAGUAACUCUUCAAACUGUUCAUCAUCAUCUUCAUCAUCAUCUUGUUCGUUGUUGUGUUCGGCGGUGAACAUGGGUCACGUGACUCUCUCCUGGUACAAAGGAAACAGUUUAUUGUCCAGCAUCAGUGUGUCUGAUCUCAGCAUCAGUCUCUCUCUACCUCUGGAGGUGGAACAUCAGGAUAAAAACACCUACAGCUGUGUGAUCAACAACCCCAUCAGAAACCAGACCACACAUCUGGACAUCAGUCAACUCUGUCGUCCAAAUCCAGAUCAGGGCUUACCUUUGUUCCACAAAGUGUUGGUUUCUGCUGCUGCUGGAUCUCUGUUGAUCGUCGCUGCAGUCGUGAUGUACUCCAAGAAAUGUAGAAAAAUUGACAGAGAAGAUCAGACUUGUGAAGAAAUGAUCAUUUACGCAGAGCCAACGUUGCACAAAAGAAAAACACAAUUGAAAAUCAAAGAGGAGACCCAAGUAGAGUAUGCAUCUGUCGCCAUAAGAAGAUGACUGAAUUUUUUUAUGUGCAUCAGUCAAUGUUUAUACACUGAAAAAAUGUUAUGUAACAUACCUUGUUACCCC